This is a messenger RNA of Microdochium trichocladiopsis, 2233 nucleotides long. RefSeq lists its product as uncharacterized. Lineage: Eukaryota; Fungi; Ascomycota; Sordariomycetes; Xylariales; Microdochiaceae. Gene Ontology annotation, molecular function: flavin adenine dinucleotide binding; FMN binding; NADPH-hemoprotein reductase activity. The transcript has a single exon. The record is from RefSeq and is a predicted model, not a curated record. Gene Ontology annotation, cellular component: cytosol. The coding region runs from base 1 to 2010 and encodes 669 amino acids.
AUGUUGAACAUCUUAGGCAACACCAGUUGUACCGAUUAUGGCCUCUUCGCUGCCAUCAUCCUCAGCACCAGCUUUGUAUACAACAAGGGGCGCUUCUUGCCUAGGACGGAUCGCUCCGAGAAGAUUCUCUAUGAGAAAGUCCAGAAGCAAGAUGCGGCAACGUCUAGUUCGUCAGCUACCCGCGACAUGGGAGAAAAGGUCAGGACUUCGGAUGCACAAUUCAUAAUCCUCUGGGGUUCGCAGUCAGGGACCGCAGAAGGUCUCGCUCAACGUCUCAAGCGGGAUAUUCAACAGCGUUUUAGUUCCCAAGUCGUCCUCGGCGACCUGUCAGACUACGACCCGGCUACCGUGGCAAAUAUACCCGGCCCCGUGUUUCUUGUUCUCAUCAUGUCAACCUAUGGAGAGGGCGACCCAAGCGACAACGCGCAGGACUUUGUGACCUACUUGACAUCAACACCGAAUGCUAAUUUGGCUCAACUGCGCUUCGCUGCCUUCGGCUGCGGGAACAGCAGCUACCGGUACUUCAAUCAAGUCAUCUAUGAUACAGCUUCGGCUCUGGAGCACCGCGGCGCCAAGGCCAUAGUCCCUGUUGGCACUGGCGACGAGGCGAAAAGGUCUACCCUCGAGGACUUCCACGACUGGAAAGCUGCCUUUUUCUCCACCCUAGUCUCUCAGUAUGCUCUGUCAGAGCGCGAUAUUGGGUACCAACCCGCGGUUCAGAUCGAACUAGAGGCUCCAUCCAGCAAGGCAACAGAGAACAGCACCAAAAGCACAUUGGCCAAGGUAACCGUGGUCAGUCUGCCGACUGUCUCGAACCUGGCGGUUGCCCAGUACGUCGACCCUCUGAGAUCCUGCGUCCACAUCAAACUCGACCUUAGCAGUUACCCCCAGAUCAAAUACCGGACAGGUGAUCAUAUUGCUGUCUGGCCGCGAAAUCCUAAGGACGAAGUGGAUAACCUGUUGCGCAUCAUGCAAAAGGAGUCGCAGAGUGAUUAUUACAUGCGGAUCACAUCAAAGGACGAGCUGGUCGAAAUGAACUUCCCAUCCACAAUGACCCUUCAUGACUUGCUUUCAAAACACCUGGACAUCUGUGCUCCGGUGCCGAGAGAGACGAUUCUAGUGCUGGCGCGGAUGGCCAAAACUCCGGAGGUGAAGCAAGAGCUCGAACGCAUCGGCAGUACGAAGGAGGCGUACGCAAUAUUCCUGGACAGCCAUCAUAUGACACUGGCCAGAUUACUGUGUCAUAUCUCGGCGCUUCAUCCCAGCAGCUCCUGGGACUGGUUGCCCCUCUCCUUCCUUGUCGACCUGAUUCCUCCCCUGAAACCACGGCUCUACUCCAUCGGAUCGUCCAGCAUCGUGGACCCCAAGCACGUCAGCCUGGUCGUCUCUGUCAAGCCUCAGCCAAUCCCCGGCCGCCCUGAUACCCUCAUCCAUGGCCUGACGAGCACCUUUCUGGCGAGACUGCCAUUGAACUCUCCAGAAGAGUCUCUUGUCCAGGCUGAAAUCCGGCGCUCCGACUUCAAGCUCCCAUUCAACACUGAGACGCCCGUCAUCAUGGUUGCAGCUGGCACGGGCAUUGCUCCGUUCCGCGCGUUUGUGCACGAGCGUGCACGGCUCGCCUCGAUCGGCCGCCCGGUCGGCCCGAUGCUGCUGUUCUUCGGCUGCCAGAAUCAGGCUGACUGCCUGUUCUACGAUGAGCUCACGGAGCUUGCGGCCACGCAUGCGUCGCGUUUUGAGCUACAGCUGUACACGGCUUUCUCACGACAGCCCUCGGCAAAGACCAAAUAUGUGCAAGACCAGUUGUUUGAGCACCGCCAGAGUGUCAUGAAGUACCUGAUUGAGGACGACGCGGGGCUUUACAUCUGUGGAGCAACGGCGAUGGCGAAGGAGGUCAGAAAAGUGUUGUUGGAGGCGGCGAUGGUAAUGAAGCAAUGGACUAGCAGCGAGGCUGAGCAGUGGAGACAGGGCAGGCGGAAGGCAAAACGGUGGAAUGAAGAUGUAUGGAGUUAGCUUUUUCGACGGAUCGGCGGGCAAUCUGAUGUUAGAUCAAACAGGUGCUCCUCCCAAUUAUUUCGCAACGACCAGAAUCAUCUUCUACGCGAUCACCUACUCUAUCAAGGGCAGACGCAACCUCUUGCACGCACGAUUCGUGUUUGCACGUGAUGGAAAUAGGAUUCCUUGCCGCGACGCAUCUUGUUCAAGUUUUCCUCGAUGCAUCCUUCGACGACGCGUG